UUUCCAUGACUUCAUUAAACAGUUGCAAUAUUAUUGAAGCAAAGAGAGAGCUGCAUUUGAAACCCUUCAUCUCUCUCAUCCAAUAACAAAUGGAUACCUAAACUCUUAACUCCACCUCUCACACUCACUCACCAAAAAGAAAUGAAGUAUCACCGCUACGCCUUACUUUUACUCCUCCUCUCAUAUCUGUUCCCGCCGCCCUGCCUCUGCGGCGACGUCCUCCAGCUGAACGACGACGUCCUCGGCCUCAUCGUCUUCAAAACCGCCUUCCUCGACCCGCACCAGUCCCUCUCCUCUUGGAACGAGGACGACGCCUCUCCCUGUGCAUGGAAAUUCGUCCAAUGCAACUCCGGCAACGCCCGCGUCUCCGAGCUCCACCUCGACUCCCUCUCCCUCUCCGGCAAGAUCAGCCGGGGCCUCGACAAGCUCACUUCCCUCAAGCUCCUCUCCCUCUCCAACAACAACCUCUCCGGCCCCAUCUCCCCCGACCUCGCUCUCAUUCCCACCCUCGAGCAUCUCAACCUCAGCCGCAACUCUCUCUCCGGCAACGUCCCGCCCUCCCUCGCCGCCGUCCAGUUCCUCGACCUCUCCCACAACGCUCUCUCCGGCCCCCUCGCCGACAACAUGUUCGACAACUCCCUCUCCCUCCGCUUCCUCUCUCUGGCAGGAAACCGCCUCGAAGGCCCGCUCCCCGCCUCCCUCUCCAAAUGCGUAACGCUUAAUCACCUCAACCUCUCCACCAAUAGGUUCUCUGGGGGAUUUCCCCAAGGGAUUUGGUCGCUGGCGAGGCUCCGGACUCUAGAUCUUUCUAGAAACGUCCUCUCCGGGGAAAUUCCGGCGGGGAUGGCCGCCGUACACAACUUGAAGGAGCUGGAUUUGCAUGGAAAUCAGUUUUCUGGAUUCCUGCCUUCCGACAUCGGUCUCUGUCCACAUUUAUCCAAAAUCGAUUUCAGCUACAAUUUCCUUACCGGAGCAGUUCCUGAGUCUAUGCAGAAGCUGAACGAACUCACCUAUCUUAGCAUAUCCACCAAUUUCAUCACCGCCGAUUUCCCUCACUGGAUCGGAGGAAUGAGCAGCCUCGAACACGUGGAUUUCUCCGGCAAUGCCCUCACCGGCUCCGUUCCUUCAUCCAUUGGAGAGCUGAAGUCAAUGAAAUUUCUUAAUCUAGGCUAUAACAAGCUGAUCGGAGACAUUCCGAGCUCUCUGAGCGAGUGCUGGAGCUUAUCCGUGCUUCGAUUGGGCGGAAACACUUUCAACGGCACCAUACCUAGCGGUUUGUUUGACCUGAAAUUGGAGGAAUUGGAUGUUUCUAGAAACGAAGUGACAGGUUUCGUUCCUCCUCCGUCAAGCAAGCUUUAUGAGAGCCUUGAGAUACUGGAUCUGUCAGGGAACAAUCUCGUGGGAGAUAUUCCGCCGGAAAUGGGGCUGCUGAGCAAGCUCAGGUACCUCAAUUUGUCUUGGAACCAUCUGGAAUCGAGAAUGCCUCCGGAGCUAGGCUACUUCCAGAAUCUCACCGUCUUAGAUCUCCGGAGCAACGCUCUCACCGGAUCCAUCCCCGGCGAUAUAUGCUAUUCCGGCAGCCUCGCCAUCCUUCAGCUCGAUGACAAUUCGUUUGUAGGCCCCAUUCCUGAUCAAAUCGGCAACUGCUCUUCCCUCUACUUGCUGAGCCUAUCUCACAAUAGUUUGACAGGGCGAAUACCAGAAUCAAUGUCAUUGUUGAGCAAGCUGAAGAUUCUAAAACUGGAGGAGAAUGAAUUGAGCGGUGAGAUACCGCCGCAGCUGGGGAGGCUGGAGAAUCUUCUCAUCGCAAACAUCUCCCACAACAGACUAGUGGGGAGGCUACCGGUAGGAGGCAUCUUCCAAACUCUAGACGCGACCUCAAUCGAGGGAAACCUGGGCAUAUGCUCGCCCUUGGUCAAGUCUCCCUGCGUCAUGAAUGUCCCGAAGCCUCUAGUCCUCGAUCCCUACGCGUACGCGAGCCAGCCCGGUCGUGAAGCCCGCUCGCCCCCACGCCGCACCUUCCUCAGCGUCUCCGCCAUUGUGGCGAUAUCCGCUGCUGCAUUCAUCUCCGUCGGAGUGCUGGUGAUAACCCUGCUCAACGCCUCGGCUAGGAGGCGUAUCGCCUUCAUCGACAACGCGCUCGAGAGCAUGUGCUCCAGCUCCACCAGGUCAGCCAACAUGGCUGCAGGGAAACUGCUCUUGUUCGACUCCAAAUCUGCUGCGGAAAGGCUUAGCAAUGUAGAUUUGGAUUCUGUUUUGAACAAAGCAGCCAAGAUUGGAGAGGGAGUGUUCGGAAGCGUGUACAAGGCUACAACGGAGUUGGCUAUCAAGAGACUGCUGACGAGUAACACGGUGCAGUACCAGGAGGAAUUCGAUCGGGAGGUUCGGAUUCUUGGGAAGGCGAGACACCCGAAUCUGAACCCGCUGCGAGGCUACUACUGGACUCCGGAGCUCCAGCUUCUCGUGUCGGACUAUGCUGCUCAAGGAAGCUUACAAGCGAGGCUGCACCAGGCCUCUCCGCCCAUGACAUGGGCGGAGAGGUUCAAGAUAGUGGUGGGGACGGCCAAGGGGCUGGCCCACCUGCACCACGCGUUCCGGCCGCCCAUCAUACACUACAAUCUGAAGCCGAGCAAUGUGCUGCUGGACGAGAAUCUGAACGUAAAGAUAUCGGAUUUCGGGCUGGCUCGGCUGCUGACGAAGCUGGAGAGGCACGUGGUGAGCAACAGGUUCCAGAGCGCGAUGGGGUACGUGGCACCGGAGCUGGCGUGCCAGAGCCUGAGGGUGAACGAGAAGUGCGACGUGUACGGGUUCGGGGUGAUGGUGAUGGAGGUGGUGACGGGGAGGAGGGCGGUGGAGUACGGAGAGGACAAUGUGGUGAUACUGAGUGAUCAUGUGAGGGUGGCGGUGGAGCAAGGGAAUGUGGUGGAGUGUGUGGAUCCUGGAAUGGGGGAGUAUCCGGAGGAGGAGGUGCUGCCGCUUCUAAAGCUGGCACUCGUCUGCACAUCACAGAUACCUUCCAGCAGGCCAUCCAUGGCUGAGGUGCUCCAGAUUUUGCAGGUCAUCAACACGCCACUGCCCAACACAAUUCAUCCACAAUUCUAAUCUACUCUCACUCUCACCUCUUUUUUUUUCUUUCAUCAACUGCACUUUCUUUCAUCUUCCUAAUUACUCUGUUUUUCUCAAUCUAUAUUCCAAUUUUAUUUAUAUUUACUUUUGUUUA
Salvia hispanica is the source of this 3220-nucleotide messenger RNA. Its product is annotated as Leucine-rich receptor-like protein kinase family protein. Gene Ontology annotation, biological process: protein phosphorylation. The record is from RefSeq and is a predicted model, not a curated record. Lineage: Eukaryota; Viridiplantae; Streptophyta; Magnoliopsida; Lamiales; Lamiaceae. Gene Ontology annotation, molecular function: ATP binding; protein kinase activity; receptor serine/threonine kinase binding.